GCUGGUUUUUCUUUUACAUUUAGUUUUGUUGUUUGUUAUAGUGAAAUGAUCAGUAAUUGCACCUAAAGGGUGUAGCGUAUUUCGGUAUAUGUGGUGGUGGCGGGGGUAGAAUGUAUCUGUAGAAUUAGUCGAGUUGUGCACAAGCUGGCCCAAAGAACAACUGGUUUUGAAUAGAUGUAAAGUCAUUGUUACUUUUAAUGGGUGAUAUACUUUUUACAUUGUGGAGUGUCAUUAUAAGAUUUAGUUGUAUGUGGUUGUCAAUAGGCAUUGAUUUAUUAUGCAUAUUUUUGCCAUUUGUUGGAAAUUGUUUUAUACUUUUUGAUACUUUUGUUGGUUGAUUGAUCAAUUUGAAACAAAUGAACCAAACACUAUGACCAUACUCAGAGUUGAGUACUCUUUCUUGAUAAAUUGGUUGCUUGCCUUUUGAAGCUUUUUCCUUUUAAGAAAAGAAAGAUGGAGGCAAAAGUAGAAAGGUUCCCUAUAAUUGUAUCAUCAUUUGGAACCAAGAUCUUGUGAAAGCUGCCAAUGUCCUAAAUCCAUUGAACUUAUAUUGUGUUGCAAACUUUCCCACCAUAAAUAGGCUCAUCGUUACAGUGUCAUGGCUGAUUAUGUCUUCUGUCUUCUCCUUCUGUAAUUGAUUUCAAGUAUCUUACAUUAUAAACAACCCCUCAUGAUGUAUAAUCUUUAUCUCGCGGGCUUUGGUUGUCUUCAGACUUAACUAGUUCAUAAAUUAGUAGUCUGAUAACCAAGUAAAACUUAGAAAUGAGGUCAAUGCUAAAGAGAAGAGAAGCAACUCCCAAGUCAGUACUAAGGUUAAUGGGAUUGAAGGGCUUGACAUUGUAUCAUUUGAAGAGUCAUUUGCAGAAGUAUAGACUUGGACAGCAGACCAAGAAACAAAAUGCAGCAGAACAAAACAGAGAGAAUAUUGCAGGGGAGUCGUUCAGACAAUUCAGUUUGCAUUCCUCAGGACCGAGUAUCACUUCAUCAAGCAUGGAUGGUAUGCAAGGAGAAGCUCCAAUUAGUGAGGCGCUGAGGCGUCAGAUUGACGUCCAGAAAAGAUUACAUGAGCAGCUUGAGGUUCAACAGAAGCUGCAAAUGAGAAUAGAGGCACAGGGAAAGUAUUUGCAAGCAAUACUAGAUAAAGCUCAGAAGAGCCUGUCCACUGAUAUGAACUCUGCUAGUGCUGUAGACGAAACAAGAGCUCAGCUUACAGAUUUCAAUAUAGCUCUCUCAAACCUAAUGGACUACGUGCAUGGACACAACGAGGAUGAAACUUCUACAGGUAAAGGGAUACAAGAUGAUACUAAUAAGGAUCUACAAAGAUCUACAUACUUAACGGAGGGAGAACAAAAGAAGAUUAUGAAUAUUAAGCUUGAAGAAAGUUCUGUUAGCUUCGAUUUGAACUCCAGAAGUAGCUAUGACUUUAUUGGCAUGAACUCAGCUGCAUUGGAAGCCAAACAAUUUUCUAAUGGAAGAUUGGAAAUAUAAUCAUACAAGGUCAAGAUUCUGUAUUUUACUCUAAAGUGUACUAGGAAUCCAGAGUAUAACUUGUUACAUGGAGCUCUUAUUCUAGAUUUUAUUGCCCUCUAUCUAUGUAAUUAUUUCAUUUGUUGCAAGGAAGGGAUAAUUUGUAGUACAGGGAAUUGGUGAAGCUCUUAUUGAAGAAAUGUUUUAGCAAAUCUAUAACAUCUUUUUUAA
Molecule: messenger RNA, 1698 nt
Organism: Solanum pennellii
Lineage: Eukaryota; Viridiplantae; Streptophyta; Magnoliopsida; Solanales; Solanaceae
Product: myb family transcription factor PHL11
Exons: 6
Coding region: 763-1488 (241 amino acids)
Molecular function (GO): DNA binding; DNA-binding transcription factor activity
Source: RefSeq, a predicted model, not a curated record